Miscanthus lutarioriparius is the source of this 360-nucleotide messenger RNA. The record is from the annotation of a GenBank genome assembly. Lineage: Eukaryota; Viridiplantae; Streptophyta; Magnoliopsida; Poales; Poaceae.
AUGGCGGGCGCCGUGUCGGCGCUCUUCCUGCUGGACAUCAAGGGCCGCGUCCUCGUCUGGUGCGACUAUCGCGGCGAUGUCUCCGCGCUCCAGGCCGAGCGCUUCUUCACCAAGCUCCUCGACAAGGAGGACGACUCGGAAGUGCACUCGCCCGUGGUCUACGACGACGCCGGCGUCACGUACAUGUUCAUCCAGCACAACAAUGUCUUCCUCCUCACAGCCGCUCGCCAGAACUGCAACUUUGUCGUUGUGUAUGAGUUGCUUGAUGAGAUGAUGGAUUUUGGGUACCCACAAUACACGGAGGCCAAGAUCUUGAGUGGGUUCAUCAAGACAAAUGCAUACAGGAUGGAGGUCACGUAG